Adineta steineri is the source of this 372-nucleotide messenger RNA. NCBI's taxonomy places the organism in Eukaryota, Metazoa, Rotifera, Eurotatoria, Adinetida, Adinetidae. The record is from the annotation of a GenBank genome assembly.
AUGGCAACAUCACAAGUAACAACAGCAACAGGUGAUACAAAUAAUAUACCAACAACGCAAACAACAGUUAGUGCACCACCAACAGUCACACCAUCGACGACUAUUGUUCAACUUUUACCAUUAGAACUUGUUGAUAAAUGUAUUGGAUCAAGAAUUCAUGUCAUUAUGAAAUCAGAUAAAGAAAUUGUUGGAACUUUACUUGGAUUUGAUGAUUAUGUUAAUAUGGUACUUGAAGAUGUAACUGAAUUUGAAACAAUGCCAGAUGGUGGUAGUCGUAUAACUAAACUUGAUCAAAUAUUAUUAAAUGGCAAUCAUGUUGCUAUGCUUGUGCCCGGUGGUGAAGGCCCAACAACAUCCGUUGGAGCCGUAUAG